CUUCCGGUUUUAAAUUUGGCAGGUCCAAAAAAUGGACAUUGUCAGUCUUGAAGAAAUAAAUCAGUCAGACAUCAAAGAGAAUACAGAUGAUGCAAUAAGUAAAGAUAUAGAAAUCUGUAUCAGUCAGUUCACACAGACAUUAGAAGAAAACUUAGCAUCAUUUAUUGAUGUCACCACUUUAAUAGAUUACACUAAAAAGGGGAGACAACCAACAGAAAAGCCAAUAUUUAAAUGUGGAGAAUGUGGGAAAAUUUUCCAGAUGAAACACCAUUUACAGACCCACAUGAAAGUUCAUAUACCUGAGAAAUCUUUUAGUUGUGUUAAAUGUCAUAAAAAAUUCACCUUGAGUCAUCACUUACAACAACACAUCAGAGUACACACAGGUGAAAGACCAUACAAAUGUGAAGUGUGUGAGAAGGCAUUUAUUUCUAGUUCUAAUCUAAAACGUCAUCUAGAUACACAUGUGCAAAAAGUGGUUAAAAUGGAUGAUGACAAUAUGUACAUUACAGAGAAAGAACGUGAUUACAAAUGUCAAGUAUGUGACAAGGAAUUUGUACGGUAUGACCACCUGAGGAGACAUAUUCAAAUUCAUACAGGUGAUAUAAGAUUUACAUGUUCUGUGUGUGACAAAAAUUUUGGACGUAAAGAACACCUAACUAGACAUAUGAGAACACACAGUAAAUCUAAAUCACAUGUGUGUCCUAUAUGUAAACGUGGAUAUACUAGGAAAUAUGGUCUAGAAGCGCAUAUGGAAACUCACGAAGAGGAUGAGGACUCGGAGUAUGAAAGUUCUGAUGAAGAUGUUGAUCUUUUGGAGGAGGAAGUUGAUAUUGAAGAGGAGGACAUCGAUAUCAAAGAGGAGGACAUUGAUAUAAAAGAGGAAAAUAUUGCUACAAUAGAAAAUGGAAUGGAUAUUAAGCAAGAGAAAAUUAAUGUGAAAGAGGACAAACUAGAUGUUAAAGAGAGGGUAGUUGGUGUAAAGGAGGAGCAAAACUGUGAUUAAUCCUGUUUGUUAUAUAAUUAUUGUUAAAAUAAAUUCUACCUGUUAUAUUGAUUAUUUA
Molecule: messenger RNA, 1061 nt
Organism: Mytilus californianus (California mussel)
Lineage: Eukaryota; Metazoa; Mollusca; Bivalvia; Mytilida; Mytilidae
Product: gastrula zinc finger protein XlCGF8.2DB-like
Exons: 4
Coding region: 32-1003 (323 amino acids)
Biological process (GO): regulation of transcription by RNA polymerase II
Cellular component (GO): nucleus
Molecular function (GO): RNA polymerase II cis-regulatory region sequence-specific DNA binding; DNA-binding transcription factor activity, RNA polymerase II-specific
Source: RefSeq, a predicted model, not a curated record